Molecule: messenger RNA, 4176 nt
Organism: Egretta garzetta (little egret)
Lineage: Eukaryota; Metazoa; Chordata; Aves; Pelecaniformes; Ardeidae
Gene: PPP1R26
Product: protein phosphatase 1 regulatory subunit 26
Exons: 2
Coding region: 58-4152 (1364 amino acids)
Biological process (GO): negative regulation of phosphatase activity
Molecular function (GO): protein phosphatase inhibitor activity
Source: RefSeq, a predicted model, not a curated record
GAAGAGAGACCAGUCUGAAAAACUGUUCUGUUGUGGACUUCGCUGUUGUCCGCUAGAAUGUUCCUUAUGAAUGCUUCUCCUUUGGUAGCUCUUCAGACGAAAUGGGAGUCCUUUGGACCAGCAAGGAAUUGUAGAUAUCCUGUUUGCUUCUCUGAAUCUGAAGGGGACAUCAACAGAACCUCUGUAAGUGCAAAAGUUCAGAUGAUCAUAAACAACCUGCAAAGUCAAGAGUCUCCCCUGGGUAUGAACAAUGAGUAUGAUUGUAUUACGCAGAAGAAACACAAGGGAGAAAAGGGCACCAGUAACAGAGUCACGUCUAGCACCACGCUGCUGCAGAAGCAUCCUCAAUAUACCAAGUGCGGUUGCCCUGCGGAUUCAGACGACACCGAGGUGGAAGAGAACGUGGGGUUUGGGACUCCCUUGCUCGAUUCUGAUAGUGAUGAUUCUGUUGACCGAGGUAUAGAGGAAGCCAUUCAAGAGUACUUGAAAGCAAAAAGCAAAAGUGACCAGUUGCUGCAAAGGAAUGCAGAGUGUUCUGAGAAUAUAAGCGGAGACAAAAGGUUUAAGAGAGAAUUCUCCCAGAACAAAAUGGCUAGUAACCUUCUCCCUGUGAAAUUUAAAGCUGAGAUGCUCUCUGAAGAGUACCUGUCUGACCACCUGGGAAUUGGUAAAAGGCUACAGCCUGCUUCCCCUCAGAGCAUCAGUAGCGACGACUCUUUUGAACAGAGCAUACAAGCUGAAAUAGUGCAGUUCUUGAAUGAGAAGAAGCAGCAAGAAAUUAGUAAGUGCGUAAUUGGGGAGGAUAAAAAAGAUGCCCAUGUGAGAUCUGUCCUAAAAUGCAACAAAGAACCAACAAACAAAACAAGCUGUGGUGCUAUAAAGCAAGGUUGUAAUGCGCUUCUCUUGAGACACCAUCCCAAGCUACAGAAAACCAGCACGCAGUCCAAGUGUUUGCAGUCUGAAAUCCAAGAAGAGCCCCGUGAUUUCAGCCAAGUGAACCAGGCAUAUCUAGAAAUGGCCACCGCCAGCCAGCCCUGGUUAGUGGAGCAAAAUGAAGAAAAUGGAGCUAAUUACUGGGAGACGAGGGGAGCACUUAUCAACGAGAGCAUGCACACAUCUGACUCGAGUAGCGAUGAUGGCAUUGAAGAAGCCAUUCAGCUUUAUCAGCUGGAGAAGAUCAGGAAAGAGGCAGGUCACCCAAGAGAUGGUGUCCCUUUGCAGAGAGAACAAUUUGAUACGAAGGGUAUGGCGGACAUUUCUGCAAGCCUGACGAUUAGCUCAACAAAAAGUGCCUCACCAGAAAUCCAUAAAAGCCCUACAAGCAACAAGAGAAAAGACGUUAAUUCAAAGUCAACAGAAUUAGAAAGCACCAGCAAUGAAUUUAACAAGCUGUUCAAACCACUGAAAAAAGCCAGACACUUUGCACCUCCGGAAAACAAGAUUGCUGCUUGCGAGCUCACACUGCAGGCCUCUUGCAGAGCAGACACAUCUGCAGAACUCAUGUGUGCGGAAGCUAUCCUUGAUAUUUCCAAAACAAUCAUGCCAUCCCAAAUGGGAAGUGACAACAAAUCACUUGCCGCAGACUCCUUCUUUUCUCCCCAGCUUCUCUCGUCCUCCCGUUGUGAAAGUGACAGCAGCCUUGUGGACAGCGAUGAUAGCAUAGAGCAAGAAAUCAGGGCUUUUUUGGCUCUGAAAGCACAGUCAGAAAGCCUUGGAACAAAGCCUCCCAGCCUGUCACACUCAAUCCAGAUGCCUUUGCCUUCUGAUCAAAACAGCCUCACCGGUACCCUUGAGCCUUCUCUUCCCAAAACACUGAAGCUAUCGCUGAGUCGUAAAAGGAGACUUAAAAGGGAAGGCAGAAUAGCAAAACAAGGUGCAUCAAAACCACCUGAACAGCUGGAGACAGGACUUUUCCAGCCAGGUAACUAUUCAAAACUUCCUGUGCUCCAAGAGGGGUGUGCCCUGAGCAGUGCUGCAGAACUCUGUGAUGCUCAAAGGCUCAGUAGCAAAGAGACCAGGCAGCAGCAGCUGAUGUCUUCUGAAUUAUCUGGAUCUGUUGGCAGAUGUGCGGCCUUGGACUCUGUAAACCCUUUUAUGCAGGUUCAGAGCAGCGCAAGAAAGCUUAUGAAAAAUACCAUCCAAACUCCAGAGAGGGAUGGUUCGGAUGAUGAGAGCAGUUCUCUUGACAGUGAUGAGGACCUUGAUAGUGCUAUCAAGGACCUUCUACGGUCUAAAAGGAAAUUAAAGAAGAAGUCCAAGGACCAGAAAUCUCAGUGCAAAAAGAGAGUCAGAUUUAGCGAGGCAGAAACUCAGCUGCUAGAUGAAUUUAGUAGCCUCCAACAAAAUGAGUGGAAAUGUAAAAAUCCCAUGCUGCUGAAAAGCUGCCUCUCAAAACCUAGAAAGGCUGUGAAAGAGAAUGCAACCAGAAAUCCUCCAGACAAUGUAAGUGUCAAACUUACCAAUGAAAAACCAGAAACCGUGAAGAACUUAGAGUUUAACGUACAGCUUAAAAAAGGAUAUAAACCUAAACCAACUUCAAACCAGAAUAACCCGCAGGUAGCUAAAUAUAAAAAAUGUACUUUCACAGCUGCGUCAGACGCUGAUGACAGCAGUUCAGUGGACAGCGAUGACAGCAUCGAACAGGAAAUUAGGAGGUUUUUGGCAGAAAAGGCUAAAGACUCUGCAAGCAAUUCAGAGAUGCAAAAAGAUGAUGCAACUCUGGACCUAUUGAGAGUGACCAAGCAAACUGCUAAUAAAGGAAAAGCAAAGCAACAGCCGGUUGAAAAUGAGCUUGACCUCAUGCUGGCUCAGAGUAAAAAGACUGAGGUACCUCAGCAAACUGAGGAGUUGAAGAACUCUCAGAGAACGGAAGGGAAAAGUGCAAUGUUACAUGGCAGUGGGAAAUCUGCUUCCUCUGCGGAGAAUGUUAAUCUUCAUACUACUGGUCAGUCAAAAGCUAAGCAAGGAGUGGGGGGGGCUAAAGGUGUUGCUGGUGGUGGGGAGUUACCUGGGAACACAACAGGUAAAAAGGAUGUCACUAAUACAGAGCCUGUGCAGAAAAUGCUUCCGGCUAAAACCAGCAAAAAUGAAGGUUGUAAAGUACGGAAAGUAAUUAACGCAAAGUCUAGGUCUAAAAGAAAGAAUACCUUUCACCUAAAGAUUUCGAGUAAAUUUAUUGCAGGUCUAAAAUAUGCUCGGGACAGGAAGAAAUCCAUGCUUUUGAACAAAAAGCAGAAAGCAGAGCGUUUGCUCGCCCAGAGCAGUGCAUUAGGAACGGAGGUAGCUUCCCAGGAUACAGAUGUACUUAACCAGGGAAGAGAAGCCCCCUGCCCAAAAGGCGAAUUUAGUGGGGAGUGUACGACAGCAAUGAAAGAAUCCAGUUCUUCUCAGAAGCUCGCUGUGGAAGUGUCAAGUCCCCGUGUAGCAGAAACCUGUGAAAGACUGGAGGCUGCUCCUUUGUAUAUCAAAGAGGAAGCAGAGGGUUGCAGGAAGGCCAGUGCUUCAGGAGACCAGUCGGGUUCACACUCGAGCCUCCCCUCGCAGGAGCGGAGUGUGGCAGCAGUAAAAGUAGAUCAGGCUUGCAGAGGAACAUCCAAAGCUGAGAACAUGCAGAUGUGGAUUGAGGAAGGAGAUAUCCACAAAGACAGCUGGGCCGGUUCAAAUUUAGAUCCCCCACACCCUGAACACAGUAUGGCAGUGGUAAAAGCAGAUAAAGUUAGCAGAGGCACAUCUCAGCAGAAUACACAUGCGUGCAGUAAGGGAGAGAAUAACCAGCAGGACAAGAGGCCAGAUCCAAGUUUAGGUUGCCCGCUGCAGGAACUAAAUGUGACAGCAGUAGCAGCAGAUAAAACUAGUGGAGGAGCAUGUACAAAUAACAGUAUGCAGAUGUGCAUUAAGAAAGAAAAAGUGGACAGUGGCAGGCAGGAAGAAAUUCAAGCCUCCAGCUCCAUCUUGGAAGGAAAAAUAGGUGUCCUGCAGAAUAGGGAAACUGCUUGUGAAGUGGACCAAGGGCAGGAAGUUUUAGACAAAACCUGUGCAAAAUUUACUGACCUACCUGCAGGGGACUGCCCAGAUUCCCUCUUGAAAAGAAAGGUUUCAAAUAUGAGAAGAAAGGGAAGCUAUGAGAAGCUCAAGGUAUUGUCUAGACUCUAAUAGAAGAAUAGCAGCGAAUGAUGG